GGGCGGGGUUUAGGCCAAAAGACGCGCAGGAGCCGCGCCUGUUAGUGUCGUCCUCACCGUCACGGCGGGCGCCUCUUCCUGGAUUCAUUCAUUCGUUUUUCCAUUCACGAAGGUAGUAAGGCCUACUUGAAAGCCAUGGAGAGCGCUCUUCCUGCCGCCGGCUUCUUGUACUGGGUCGGCGCAGUCACCGUGGCCUACGUGGCCCUGCGCAUCUCGUACUCGCUCUUCACGGCCCUUCGGGUCUGGGGUUUGAGUCACGAGGCAGGGGUCGGACCAAAGCUCGGAGAAUGGGCAGUUGUCACAGGUAGUACUGAUGGAAUUGGAAAAUCAUAUGCAGAAGAGUUAGCAAAACACGGAAUGAAGGUUGUCCUUAUCAGCAGAUCACAGGAUAAACUGAAUCAAGUUUCCAGUGAAAUAAGAGAAAAAUUCAAGGUGGAAACAAGAACCAUCGCUGUUGACUUUGCAUCAGAAGAUAUUUAUGAUAAAAUUAAAACAAGCUUGGCAGAUCUUAAAAUUGGUGUUUUAGUGAACAAUGUGGGAAUGUCAUAUGAGUAUCCUGAAUACUUUUUGGAUGUUCCUGACUUGGACAACACCAUCAAGAAACUGAUAAAUAUUAAUGUUCUUUCUGUUUGUAAGAUGACACGAUUGGUGCUGCCUGGUAUGGUGGAAAGAUCUAAAGGGGCAAUUCUGAACAUCUCCUCUGCCAGUGGCAUAGCCCCAGUUCCACUGUUGGCCAUCUACUCUGCAACCAAGGCUUUUGUGGAUUUCUUCUCUCAGUGCCUCCAUGAGGAAUAUAAGAGCAAGGGCAUCUUUGUGCAGAGUGUUCUGCCGUACUACGUAGCUACAAAGCUGUCGAAAAUCCGAAAGCCAACUCUGGAUAAACCAUCUGCGGAGACGUAUGUGAAGUCUGCACUGAAAACAGUGGGUUUGCAGUCCCGAACCACCGGAUACCCGGUCCAUUCUCUUAUGGACUCCGUAAUUUCAGUCCUGCCUACCUGGCUGUAUUUUAAAAUGACCAUGAAUUUUGGCAAGUCCACGCGGGCUCGCUAUAUGAAGAAAAACAAGAAGAACUAAGCACUGGUAAUUCGCUGAGUAGGUUGGCCCAGUGUGCCAGUCUAAGU
This is a messenger RNA of Lontra canadensis (Northern American river otter), 1121 nucleotides long. RefSeq names its product hydroxysteroid 17-beta dehydrogenase 12 (gene HSD17B12). The transcript is spliced from 11 exons. The record is from RefSeq and is a predicted model, not a curated record. Lineage: Eukaryota; Metazoa; Chordata; Mammalia; Carnivora; Mustelidae. Gene Ontology annotation, molecular function: oxidoreductase activity. The coding region runs from base 136 to 1074 and encodes 312 amino acids. Gene Ontology annotation, cellular component: endoplasmic reticulum.